This is a messenger RNA of Monascus purpureus, 1062 nucleotides long. The record is from the annotation of a GenBank genome assembly. NCBI's taxonomy places the organism in Eukaryota, Fungi, Ascomycota, Eurotiomycetes, Eurotiales, Aspergillaceae.
AUGCAUCUUCUCCCCGAACCGGAGCUCUACCGGCUUCUCCGCCAGUUAACACCAGAACUAAGCCAUGACUUCCUCGAGGCACUCUCCUCAUCUCUGGUGACACUGUCCGCCGAGUCCACACUCCCCGAGCCAGAAAGACAAAUCCGGCAGCCCCUCAGAACUCACAUCGUAACCAAAGACAAGAACCUGUCCCUCUUUAUGCCCGUCGCCAACACGUCCAGCACGGGCAUCAAGGUCGUAACCGCCUCGCGCGAUGGCAUUAUCGGGGUAAUCAACGUGUUUUCUCCCGAUGGCAGGCUCCUCGGCCUCCUGAGCGCCGCCGAAGUCACUGCUUUCCGGACUGCGUUGGCCGUGAUGACGCUGUUCGUUCGGUGCGAGUCACUGGAGAAAGAAAAUAUCGUCAUUUUCGGCUCGGGACGACAGGCGGAGUGGCACGCCCGGCUGGCGUUGCUGCUUGUUCCGGGCGGCAUUAAACGGAUCACGGUCAUCAACCGUGGCCGGAAACGGUUGGAAAGCAUGGAGAAGGAAGUCUUUCAGGACCUGAGAUCGAAGUACCCGGGUUUGGUCGUUGAGGCGCUUGCGAAGGAGGGCACGUCCGAUUACGAUGAGAGACUCAAGUCUGCACUGGCCGCUUCCGAUGUCAUCUUUAGUUGCACGCCCGCUACGGAGCCGAAUUUCCCUUAUUCCUAUCUCGUCGGGGGAGAAGGAGGAGCGCAGAAGCGGCGCUUCAUCUCUCUUAUCGGUUCCUAUAAGCCGCAUAUGAAGGAGAUCGAUACCGAUACCCUUCUUUCCGGUGCGGGGAAGAAGAUCUAUGUGGACUCCGCGGAGGCUUGCUUGGAGGAGUCCGGGGAGCUGAUCAGUGCACAGGUCAAGGAGGAUCAGUUGGUUGAGAUCGGGGGGCUUUUCGGUCGUUUGGGCCUAUCGGGGACUGUUGAUGUUCCGGAUGGGUGUAAUGUUGUCUUUAAGUGUGUGGGGAUGGGGAUUAUGGAUUUGGUUAUUGCGAAGAAGUUGCUGGAUCUUGCGCAGGAGAAGGGGUUAGGGAUGGAUGUUGAUGGGUUUUAG